Messenger RNA from Micropterus salmoides (largemouth bass), 5020 nucleotides. RefSeq names its product SFI1 centrin binding protein (gene sfi1). The coding region runs from base 660 to 4253 and encodes 1197 amino acids. The record is from RefSeq and is a predicted model, not a curated record. NCBI's taxonomy places the organism in Eukaryota, Metazoa, Chordata, Actinopteri, Centrarchiformes, Centrarchidae. The transcript is spliced from 31 exons. Gene Ontology annotation, molecular function: phosphatase binding.
AUAAACCAUAAUAACGAACUAUGAUACAUAACAAUAAAAAUCGGGGCAAAAUUUAAACUUGAUAUGUAGGGGAAUAACUUACACUAAACUUAGAACAUUUAAGAGGCACUAUUUGGGGCAGCUGCUCUUUGUCAUGGGGUUUGCCCGAUUUGUUACUCUGUAAUGGCCGUCUACCGGCGCUUCUUUGUGUAAAUGCGAGACCCCGCUCGCACGGGCUGUCCAGGAAUAACAUUGCGAGUUGUCGCUACACUGAAAGGACGCUGGGGACGUUCCUGGCGCUUAGUACUCUGCACAGCGCAGCGAGAAUACAAAUAUCACAAUUUAAACUCUUGUGUAGAGGAUAAAGUCAUGAAACUACGGCCUAAGUUCCAGCCUGAAAAAAAUAUUAAACUGUGUGAAAACGCCAGAGAGACACAUUUAACGUCCACAACCUGAACUUCGUGCAGCGGGUACCUGUUAACAACUGUCUGGAACAGACCCUGUUCACGUGACAAGGAAAACAAACGCGCGGCGCUUCGUUACCAAAACAGUUUACUCACGUCGGCGAAGGAUGCAAGUGGCUUAGAUCUGUUAUAACGUCUUGAUCUUUGUUGAUUUUCUUUCAGAUGUUAUGUUGUGGUUCUACAGGGCCGUACACACUAGUGUUCUGAUUUAAUAUAAUGCAGAGUAACGCUAAAAAGCCAGAUCUAGUUAGACCCCGACCGAGCAGUGUCAGUUCUGGUGGUGACACUAAACACGUCCGCAAAGUUCACAUCAGAAAGGUUCCUUACAGAGUUGGCUACAGCUGGAACAAAGGUGGGAGACUCAAGGAGCUCAGAAUAAGGCACUUGGCAAGGAAGUUCCUGAAGAUAUGGAUGCAGAAUACCUUUGGACGAAUUCUUCCUCAUAAAGCCAAGUCCCACUAUAACAGCGUGGUCUUGAGACGAGCCUUUGAAGGAUGGAGAGACGAGUGGUGGACGUCCAGGAGAGAGUGGGGUCUUACACUGCGGGCAGAGUGUCACCACAGGUAUUAUCUUUAUAACUUGGUGUUCCGUGGCUGGCGGACUUUUUUGUCACUGCAGCUGGAAAAGAAGAGCAAAGUCCAAAAUGCUCAAUUAUUUGCUGACAGGCAACGGAUGCGUCUGGUUUGGGAAAGGUGGGAGGAUUUCACAGAGAUGAGGCAAAUAAAGAGGAGAAUGCUUGAAUCUGCCCUCGAGCAGAACAGACUUACAACUCUGCAUUCAGCGUGGAACCUGUGGCAGAUGAGGCUGCAGCAGCAACAAGACUUUCACGCAUUAGAGGACCAAGCCUGGAAACAGAGGGCGCUGACUUUACAGAGCAGGACUUGGCUUCAGUGGAAAGAAAUGCACAUGGCUGCUUGUUGCCAGAAAAAGAAAGAGUCCAAAGCUGCACUUCACUUCAUCCUCAGGCUGAAAAAAAAAACAUUACAUCGUUGGAAAAGCUAUGUGUUAUGUCUCCAAACCAAGAAAAAGUCACAAGCUGUGGCUCAGCUUGCCUGCCACUUCCGCCUGAUGAUGAUCGGUUGGAGAAAAUGGCGCGGCGCGUUGCAACGCAAGCAGGGCCAGGAGGACCGUUUGCAAGCUGCAGGGCAUUUGGCCAUUCAGAGUACCCAGCGCAGGGCACUGGAGCGCUGGAGAGCUUAUGUGACGUUGUGCAGAGAAGAGGCUGAAAGAAACAGUAUUGCAAGUCAACAUUAUCAUCAUCGUCUACUGGGUGCUGGAGUGCUGGGACUUCGUCUUAACGUCAUCUGGAACAAAUCACACCGACUGAACAACAACAUGGCUGUCCAACAUCAUCAUCAAACUAUGACAAACAAGUAUUGGAAGCUGUGGCAGGAGCGUCUGGAGGAGGCUGAAGACAAGAGUUUCCAACCCCUAACAGAAAUGGCUCUGACUAACCAUAGCACAUCACUGUUAAGCAGAUGUUUUCACCACUGGAGAGCGGAACUUGCUGAACUGAGACACAUGCAGGAAUUGGACUGCCGUGCAGACGUUUGGUUUGCUGAACACAUGUUGCCUCGGUGUUUCAGCUUGUGGGUUGAGUUUGCUCUGCAGAGAAGGCUCCAUAAACAGAGGAGACACAAGGCAGAAGUCUAUAAUAAGCAGCGUCAGCACUCUUGGGUGUUUUACACAUGGUGGGGACAAUCAGAGAAGCACAAGGAGCAGAUGCUUUCUGAGCGAAUGGCAAUUCUACACGAGGAGCGGUGCCGCUUGCAGAGUGCCUGGGCUCGCUGGAGGCAGCGGACAGAGCAGCAGAUGAAUGAGGAGGCUAAACGGGAGGCUUCAGAGCGUCUGUACCUGCACAGACUGAUCCACAAGACGAUGGCACAGUGGAGAGAUAACAGCGCUGAGAUACGAGACAGGAGGAAUCGAGAGCAGCAGGCUUGUCAUCAGGGUGACCUGCACUGCAUGAGUUGGGCUGUGGAAAAAUGGAAAAAGUUUGUUCAGAGCCAGCGAGUGAAGAAAAGCAGACUGAAGCAGAUGCAGCAUUACCACGAAGUUAAACUUCUCCAACACGCGUUUGCGGCCUGGAAGAAACACCACCUACAGACGUCUCAGAUCUAUGGCCAUGCAGAAGAACUUCACAGACAACAAAAACAGAACUUUCUCAGGAAGGUGCUCUCUGUUUGGUGGGAGAACACGGUGCUGCUCACAGAGGUCAGGCUCAUGGAGCGACGAGCACAGAAUCACUUCCAGCAUUUCCUUCAGCUUAAGGUGUUUCUUGCUUGGAGAGAAGCAACAACACGCGCAGUAUCAAAGCGCCACCAGCAGGGGGAAGCAGUCAGCAGGGCUCAGAGGUCCAUAAAUCAAGUGCAGCUGCUGCGAUCUUUCAGACAGUGGAGGAAGCAAACCAGGGAGGCUCGGAGAGAGAGGAUAUGCAUGGAAAAGGCCAGACAGCACCAUGAGUCCAAGAUCCUCUCUAAAGCACUGAAAGCAUGGAAUAAGCAUCACUACCAAUAUCAGAAAAAUAAGGUAAUGAAACGACAGGGACUCUUUUUGCUGAGAUUAAAGAUGUACCAGAAGUACUUUGAACAGUGGAAUAUGCAGCUGCAGCACAGACGGAGAGAAGCUAAGCAGACGGAGCGAGCGCUCUGGCACUGGUCCCUCACUCUUCAGGCCAAGGUGUUGAACGGAUGGAGGCUGUGGGUCACGGAGCAGCACAGGAAACAAGAGGAGGCGGCCAGGGCUGCACAGGUCUACAGGGACCAGCUGCUGAGGGAGGGCGUGACAUGCAUCCUCACAUACGCUGCUCACAUGAGCGACCUCACAACGAGCCUGACACAACACAGCCAAGAGCAGUCUGCCCGUGUCCAGCAGAGGUCGCGACAUAUCCAGAGAGUGGUUAAGCGUUGUGCCAUGCGGUGGAAGCAGCGGGCGCUGUGUAAACCACGAAGAGAGCAAGCGGUCAAAGGGCAAACACCGAAAAAGAGUGUGACCUUCUCUUUGACGACGCCUGGAUUGAAGAGUCUGAAUCUGUCUGACUCUGUGGAGCAGCAGGCUGAAGAUGAAGUCCUUAGCGAGCUAUUGCUCAGACCUACCUCUCGUCGUCAGCCACGUCGCUGCGAGGACCUGUUUGAGCCUCCACUAAAAAUAAAUACUCAAAAGCAGUCUGCCCUCACCAGCACCAGUUGUCCUACACAGGAAGGCCGUCAUACUGUGUUGUCCUGCCUCCAUCCUGCUAAAGUCACUGUUACCUCCCCACACCAGAGCAUCGUCCUAUCUACUGUGUCACCCUCUGACCCGCACAUGUCCACGAAGGACUCUCCUCAGAAAAACCAAGAUGUUCUUUUACCCCCCUCUGCUUUCAUGACCACCGGGCCCAAAGAUUCAACCAGCAGCUCAGGCUCUGGACUUGCUCCACUUGCUCCCUUUAAACAACACUCCUCAGCUCAUGCAGACGUACGUCCGAGAGCAUCCUUUGGAGAAGUUGCGGCUUUGGAUCCAACUUCAGAUCUGACCAGAGAGCUGCUCAGCAUCCAGCGGGACAUGAAGAUGUACCGAGAGGACAGGAAGCAGCUCCGCGCAUGGCAAAAGCUGAAAGAGGUAUUGCAAAGUUGGCUGCAGACCAGCAGACAGGACGAGGAAAUGGAAGAAAAUGCUGUUUGUCAAGAGGUGAAAGAGUUGGAGGAGCGUAUCGAUAGACUGUCCACUGAACUGGCCAAACGGAAACCGGCAAUGCUGCUGCAUGCAGAGAGGAUCCAGCAUUUACAGACUGUCCUCACAGAUCAGAUCAGCUCUGUGUUUACAACAUGACAAGAAAUAAUUCCUCACGCACUCCAAAAGUGAUUACCUGAUCAUGAACGUUGAAUCAGAAAACUGCUCACCAGCUGAUACAUAUUUUGCCAUAAGCUUGCUUGUUUUUUAGAUUGAACAUUUAUACUUCUACUGCACUUGGCUUGUGAGGGGAGGAGGGAUAUCUUAAUGUCCACUUAUUGCUAUGUAUUCUUGUUGAAUAUCAUGUAAAAUAACUGAGCGUAUCCAAAUACAGCCUUACAGCUGCUUUUACUGCUGCAUCUACACUUAAAAUCCAGAAAACGUUGGCUAGGGGUUGUUCUUGUGACAGAUGGUUCUAAAUAUUUUCCAUAUGCGUGGGGGAAAAAAGUCACUUUCAGUUUCCAGUUUUCAGAGGAGCUGCACUUGCGCAAUAUGUCUCUUUUUUUUUUAUCCAUUAGCACCAGAGCCUCUAAUACUUGCAGGAGUAUCUGGGAUUUCAAACUAACAGAAAGGAUAGCUGUCUGUUGCACACACGCUGCAGACUACAUGAGACAGAUUUGAGCUAAGGGGCAGAAUGCGGGGACUUUAUGGCAUUUUACUCUUUUUCAUCUUUGUCUGGUGCAUCAGGGGUAAGUUUUGUUACUGAACUAGUUUAUUUACUCACAUUGUUAAGUUAUGUUCAUAUUCAGUGUCAUCGUGCUGUUGAAUAUUUAAGUCUUUUUAUUCUUUCAUAGAUGUUUGUGGUUGUUGAUGGCAAGAUUGUGGCCCUCUUUUGGUAGACAUUAUUAAAACAUAUUUAAACAUUA